AUGGUAGACAGAAUCCUCGAGACAACGACGGCGCCUCAACUACAAGUGGCAAUGUUAGUAUCUCACGCAAAGAUAGUUAACUUCCGCAAUGUUGAUAGCAAACAGUCUAUCCAUGAUUCUCUUUUUUCUUUGCGAUCGAGUAUCCUUGAUUAUCGGAAGGAAAAUGGACGCACGUAUCAUAGGGUCAGUGAUGGGAAGUACUAUCUUCCUAACGAUGAGACGGAACAGGACCGUUUAGAUUUCGCCAACCAUUUGUGGAUAAUUACUUGGGAUGGGAAGCUAUGUAAUUGCCCCAAAGUCGAGGGCGCCAGGCGAGUCUUGGAUGUUGGAACUGGGACGGGCAUCUGGGCCCUUGAUUAUGGUAGCGGAAGCUCACCCCGAAGCAAGAGUAUGUCAGAGGAACUAUUUUCCGAAGCACGAAAUUCCAUUGACGAGGCAAGCCAGGUUAUCGGUGUUGAUCUAAGCCCUAUCCAACCCAUCUACGUUCCGGUCAAUUGCCGCUUUGAAAUCGAUGAUCUUGAGGAAGAAUGGACUUGGACAGAGCUCUUCGACUUCAUAAUGAUCAGAUCAAUGGUUGGAAGUUUCAAAAGCUGGUCCGACACCAUCAAGCAAGCCUACGACAACCUGGAACCGGGAGGGUAUCUCGAGAUCCAAGACAACGAGUUUCCCAUCUUCUGUGAUGAUGGUUCCAUGCCUGCAGACUCCCAAGUCCUGAAGUGGACUCAGCUCGUUAUUGAAGCCACGAACAUUGUGGGGAAGUCAAUGACUGUGGCGCCUACCUUCAAGCAGUUGCUCGAGGAUGCCGGGUUUGAGGAUGUCCAGGGGCGACAAGAGAAAUGGCCAAUUAGUCCAUGGCAGCAAAAAGAUUUGAAACAGAGGGAACUGGGAAUCUGCUGUAGAGAGGGUACCUUGGAAAGCCUUGAGCCGAUUUGCAUGGCCUUGUUCACACGCGUGCUUGGCUGGAGUCGAGUGCAGGUCCUGGUGUUCUGUGCAGGGGUUAGAGAGGAAUUGAUUCACCAAAGGGUUCACGGCUACUUCAAUGCGUACGCUGCCUGGGGACGGAAGCCUCAGAAGAAAGCAAGGCCAGAGACUACCUAG
Messenger RNA from Colletotrichum paranaense, 1098 nucleotides. RefSeq names its product methyltransferase domain-containing protein. The coding region runs from base 1 to 1098 and encodes 365 amino acids. Gene Ontology annotation, molecular function: methyltransferase activity. The record is from RefSeq and is a predicted model, not a curated record. NCBI's taxonomy places the organism in Eukaryota, Fungi, Ascomycota, Sordariomycetes, Glomerellales, Glomerellaceae. The transcript is spliced from 8 exons.